AUGCACCUUACAGAAGCGGGUGCGCCGACGACGACUGAAUCCCUACGCAAGGGGAUCAAAAGGGCAAAAUCUGCGAGCAGUGCGACCAUCUCGUCGGCACCAGUUUACUUUUCUGCUUCUUGCACACAGCGGCUAAGUGUAUGCGUUCAAAGAAACGUUGCGGCGCACUUGUUGCAAAUCGAGUUGCGGUAUAUUGUAAGGCCGAGGGAAAUGUCCGCGAUGCAGUGUUUCGAAGAUCGCGGUGUUGGACUGGAGCUAGUUCUCAUCGCGCAUCGUAGUACUGCAUCGUGCGUCACCUCGCUGUCCGCGCGUACAUGCAUCACAGAAUGUGUCCAACGUAAUGUAUAUCUGCGUCCUACGAUAGCUAGAGCCUCAAUUGACCGCCGUUUCGGAGAUCCACAGGAGAUGCUCCUUACACGAUUGAAGGGUGGCUUAGCUGUGAGCCUUCGGCGAUCAAACACGGCGGAAACCGAAGGACGCGGUUGGCUCACGGCCUGUCGACGACCGAAGCUUGACUCGUGGAGGAAUUCCUAUCUUGUCGAUAAGUUCGUAACUUUGUACCCCACGCUUUGUAAAGGUUUGGAAGGUCAACAGAGAUGUUGCAUUGACCAGCGGAAGCAUCGAUGCGGUACCGCAACCAUCCCGGUUCCGCAACCGAGCACAAUGGCGUUUUGGGAAUGGCAUGAAUCGCGCACAGGCCGAUUCGAUCGGAAUGACUCCCGUCGCGGUGGUAUUUUCCUCUGA
Molecule: messenger RNA, 744 nt
Organism: Paraphaeosphaeria sporulosa
Lineage: Eukaryota; Fungi; Ascomycota; Dothideomycetes; Pleosporales; Didymosphaeriaceae
Exons: 1
Coding region: 1-744 (247 amino acids)
Source: RefSeq, a predicted model, not a curated record